Messenger RNA from Emericellopsis atlantica, 1560 nucleotides. RefSeq lists its product as uncharacterized. Bases 337 to 1401 code for a protein of 354 amino acids. Lineage: Eukaryota; Fungi; Ascomycota; Sordariomycetes; Hypocreales; Bionectriaceae. The transcript has a single exon. The record is from RefSeq and is a predicted model, not a curated record.
GUGCCUGUAAGAGUCAGUCCUUGCGUGUCCGAGUGCGAGAAAACUCAACAUUCUCUGGUUAGCACCUUGUUCGCGUUUCUUGGUUCAGGCGAGAAAAAAUUAAGCUGGUUGGUUGGACUGCGCGUGUAGACUAUAUAUAUACACAGGCGUACUUGGUAAAGAUUACCACUAUUAUAGACUGGUUAAUUACUGCUGAUUCCUAAAAAUCCGUCCCUGACCUACGUAAGCCAGCCUCCCCCCUGCGCGCGCGCGAGAUCCUGUCGAAUUAAGAGCCUUUGCUCACCAGCUGGUUCACCAAUCCGCCCACUCACUCAUUCAUUUUCUUCCGCAUUCACAAUGACCAACACACGUGGCGCAAGUACAUUAAUACCACGGACGCUGAUGCAAAAUGUCCAGGCCAUCCUCCCACAGUCCAUUCGGCGUCCGCAAAAGAGCCACCUUGCCGGCCUUCUGAUCGCCAUCUUCCUCACGCUGCGACUACGCCAGCGCAUCCACAAGAAGGUCACCAUGCCAGCCGCAGCAGCCAAGGCACCCGCCUUCCCCGGCUUCAAGCCCCUAUCCGAUCAGGUCUUUGUCCGGGAGCCCGCAGGCGAUGCCGCCGUCACGCCCGCGCCCGACCACCCCGACGUCGUGCUCGUCUACGGCUGGGGCGACGGCGUCCCCAAGCACGUCGUCAAGUACGCCGACGGCUUCCAGGCACUCUACCCCGCGGCCAAGCAGAUUGUCGUCCUCUCGCCCAUCAGCAAGGCCAUGUUCAGCACGCUCGCCGAGCGCUCGCUGCAGAUGGCCCCUGUGGUGCAGGAGCUCUUCCCGGACGGCGCCCAGGACGACGACAGCUGCCGCCGUCGCAUCCUUGUCCACACCAUGUCCAACACGGGCGCGGUCAACUAUGCCGCCACCAUCAAUCGCUUCAAGGAUCUCUACAGCAGGCCCUUCCCCCACACCCUCUUCGUCAUGGACUCGACGCCCGGCAGCGUCGCCAUCACAUGGGAUAACCUGAAGCGCUGGUCGCGCGCCAUGUCGCUGGGCAUGGCCAAGUUCUUUCCCUGGCCCUUUGUCGUCACGCAGGGCAUCUUCCUUAUCUUCCUCUUUAUCAACAACCUGGUCGAGCAGGCGACCGGGCGCGAGAGCGCGGGCGGGUGGAGCAGAAAGGCGGCCCUCAACACAGAGUGGGAGGCCAUUGGCGCACGGAAACUGUACAUGUACAGCAAGGAGGACGACCUCAUCAACUAUGAGGACAUUGAGGUGCAUGCCGCCGAGGCGAAGCAGCUCGGAUGGAAGGUGGACGUCGAGGUGUUUGAGGGCUCAGGCCAUGUUGGACACAUGAGGCUGCAUGCUGAGCAAUACUGGACAGCGAUCGCCGAGUCGUGGAAGAAGGCAGUGGCUGAUGGUGAGGCCUGAGGGGGAGAGAUCCGAAGGUGGUGAGAGAUGAUGUAUAUCAUGACCAGCGAUGCUUUCGGCGGAAUAUUUGUCGUCCAUGUUAGAAUUAGACCUAGAUUUCCUGACUUGUCUUCUCUUCAAAUUUUUUGGUUCAGUUGGGGUCGUGGUGUUGAGAGUGUC